AUGGCGGAGAAGACACCCUCGAUGCUCGCCUCGGAGGCGGACUUGGGCGAGGUUAGGUCUCAGCAUGACGGUACUGUUGCCGAAGGCGGCCUCCAGAAGAGCUUGAAGGAUCGCCACCUGAGCAUGAUUGCUCUUGGAGGCGCCUUGGGCACAGGACUGCUUGUAGGAACAGGUUCGGCUCUUGCCAAGACUGGUCCCGCUGGUAUCUUCAUUGAUUUCAGCGUCAUUGGUCUUACCGUGUUCUGCGUCAUGGCCGCCCUUGGCGAGAUGCUCUCCUUUGCUCCCAUGGCUCGUGGCUUCGGCGGCUACGCAACACGUUUCGUUGACCCUGCUCUGGGCUUUGCUACCGGUUACGCCUAUCUUUUCAAAUACCUCUUAGCCACACCGAAUCAAAUGGCUGCUACAGCUCUGAUUAUGGAGUUCUGGACUCAAGACCGAAUAAACCCAGCCGUAUGGAUCAGCAUCGUUCUGGUACUCAUCAUCAUCGUCAAUUUCUGCGGCGUCAAAGUAUUUGGAGAGAUGGAGUUUUGGGUAUCUUCGUUGAAGGUCAUCAUCCUUACGGGCGUCAUACUCAUCAUGCUUAUUCUAGCUUGUGGAGGUGGUCCUACGCAUGAUGUAAAGGGAUUCAAGUACUGGAGUGACCCCGGGGCUUUCGCAGAGUACAAGGUCAAAGGUGACGUAGGAAAGUUCACUGGUGUUUGGAGCACCAUGAUUCAAGCGGUCUAUGCAUUUGGUGGCACCGAACUCGUUGGUGUGACUGUGGCAGAGGCAAAGAACCCUCGCAUUGCAAUGCCCAAGGCCGUCAAGAUGACCUUCUUCCGGAUCGCCUUUUUCUACAUCGUCUCAGUCUUUCUCCUCGGCAUGGUCGUUCCCUACAACAGUCCGGAGCUGGCAUUCGCCCUUACAGCCAAAACCUCGGCGGCAGCCUCGCCGUUCGUUGUGGCUAUCACAAACGCUAAAAUCAAGGGACUUGACCAUGUCAUCAACGCGUCCCUCCUCAUCUUUGUCGUCUCAUCUGCAGUAUCCGAUUUGUAUAUUUCGACGAGAACACUCUACGGUAUCGCGUGCGACGGCAAGGCUCCCAAGAUCCUGACACGCACAACGAAGCUUGGCGUGCCGUAUGUCGCCAUGAUUAUCCCGCUUGCCUUCACCUGUCUCUCCUACAUGAGUGUUCAGGCCGGAGCCAAGCAAGUCUUCAAUUACCUGACCAACAUGGUCGCAAUUUUUGGCAUGCUCACUUGGAUCGGUAUCCUCGUCUCUCACGUAGGGUUCAUCAAAGCGACCAAGGCACAACAAAUCCCGGACGACCGAUUCCCAUACCGCUCCCCCUUCGGCCUCGUUGGAUCUUACAUCGCCCUGGCUUUCCUGUCGAUCCUCAUUCUGACCAAGAGCUUUGAUGUCUUCGUGGGUGGCUUCGAUUACAAGGGCUUCAUCGUAGGCUACAUCGGCCUCCCCGUGUACCUAACACUCCUCUUUGGCUAUAAAUUCUGGCGCGGAACUAAGAGGGUGACGAAUUCCGAGGCGGAUCUAGUCACUGGCGUGCCAACUAUCUCUUUCGCUGAGGAGAGGGCCCUUCACGAGGCCGAGGAGCGUGAAAGGGCCAAGGACCAAACAGGAGUGGCACGUGUUAUUGGUCAGGUCUAUCGACGCACUCUUGCGUGGCUUUUCUAG
Molecule: messenger RNA, 1671 nt
Organism: Clonostachys byssicola
Lineage: Eukaryota; Fungi; Ascomycota; Sordariomycetes; Hypocreales; Bionectriaceae
Source: the annotation of a GenBank genome assembly